Messenger RNA from Guillardia theta CCMP2712, 1158 nucleotides. RefSeq lists its product as hypothetical. Lineage: Eukaryota; Cryptophyceae; Pyrenomonadales; Geminigeraceae. The transcript has 13 exons. The record is from RefSeq and is a predicted model, not a curated record. The coding region runs from base 1 to 1158 and encodes 385 amino acids.
AUGAAAUCAGGAGGGAUAGAGUUCAAGUUACAAGUGAAUAUUUCAUUGCAGCAGCAGCCUUGGACGAGUGCAAAUAUUGAAUUCGGAAACUCUCUCCAGUUCCUUUCCAAGCAAAUCCCAGGGAUGCAGUGGAGUGGAAUUGUUCAGGAGCAGAACGGUAUUUGGACUCGAACCCUUGUAUAUACACCAUACAAGAGUCAUGUGAAUCACGAUUUCACAAUUGAUUUGAACAUAUCUGCGAAGAACCAACAACAAUCAACAUGGACGACAUACACCUUCCAGCUCUACGUGUAUGAAUAUCGGCCAGCAUUUGUGGAUGCAUGGUUCAAUGCUUCCGUUUACAAGCUGGUCAACGGGUCGCUGCAGCCCCAGCAGGAUGAGACUCCUUCCAUCAUUCCAUGGGCUAAAUGCGUUGCUGCUUCCAACUCCCCGACCCCAUGCAUCAGUAGGGUCAACGCUGCGGUUUCAAACUGUGAAAUGCCGCCCUUUGCGGUGGUUGUGCAAUCUUUAGACUCGAUCUUCAACGUGAAUUUCACAAAUUUCCUAUGGAAUGUUCAAACAAAUGCUGUAAUUGGACAAGCGAGGUUGUCGCAGCCUCUAUUCGUGCGGAAUGUGACAGCAAGUGCAAACAUACCUAACGAUGUGAUGUACGCUGAUGGCCGACAAACAUAUCUCAUCUAUGCCAACGUCUCGUGGCUGCCAGAGACCAAGCACAUGGGAUCAGUGGUGGACAUCUGCAUUGAAGUGCAUGAUAGAUAUGCAUCGAACCAAAGAUGCAUUCUUGUUGAGGUUCUGCCGUGUUUUUACUGCACGAGUCCAAAGGAGACGCUCCUGACCAUAGCUCGAUUGUUUCAAACAGACUGGGCGCAAAUUUGGUCUGCAAAUGUUGCAACAAGGUUGCCAAUCUCAUUGAAUGGCAUCAGCACCUGGCAAACUCCCGAAAAUCUUGACGACAUGCCGUCAAACGUGGCGAUCCGUCUUGGUCCAGUCUUCACUCCAUCGGUUGACACUGCUCUCAGUUGGUUGCUCUGGAACUUCCAGAUGAGCAACACGACUCUUUUCCUGGCCAACCCGAGCCUGGACAGGAAAACGACAAUGAUCCCAGCCAGUUCACAAUUGUGCGUCCUCCCCGACAUCUGCUCCAACAGCCAUGUCUAA